AUCGUUGUCUUCAUCUGCAGAUCUAUGACGGAGCGGCGCUUUUCCUCCCGUUUCGUUAUUUUUGCGAUCGUGAUGCGGAUUGGGAGGACUCGGGAGGAGUACCUGAAUGCGUGACAGCCCGCCACUCCACUUCAUCCUACCUGCCCCAUCCAGCAGAAGGACCGGACCCCCCACCUCCACCCCCUUAGCAACACCUGCCCACCAGGGAACCCACCGCGCCUACGCCGCAAGGGGAGACGUCUGGAAGGGUGGACUACUGAAGGACCCCCGAGGCGCCUUUGCCCUUCUUCUUCUUUACAUGUGACCGUUACCACGGACUCCACACCUGCCGAGCCCACCACAUAUCUGGCGUAUUUUUUUUGUUUGUUUGUUUGUUUGUUUUUUGUUAAGGGGCUUUGGAAACUAACGCAGCAUUCGAAUGAUGGAAAUGUUUUUGGACCCCGUUUUCAAUACCGGAUUAGACGACUGGGAUCAAGGAAUGGAACCAUUAAAUCUGGAAAGCUGAUGGUGCUGCCGGGAUCACCUAAAAGAACGUCAACGCCGCUCCGGAUCGACGAGAAGUGAUGGGAUGGAACAUAAAGCGGGGGGCGGACCUUGGCGGGGGACCAGAUUCUCCUGCUGCUUAAUAUUUACUACAGCCUGCUAACUGGACUCGCGUCAACAUACGUUCGUUGACCAUUAAAAAGCAGAGCCGUGAACGGCAAGGAAAACGUCUUUAUGCUUUUCGGUUCUUUGUAAAGGAUGACCGACUCGACGGAUGCGGACGAACUGGCCAACGCAUCGGCGAGGGGUGACCUGAGAGUGGUGCAAAUGUUACUGCAAAGUGGGGUAAACGUUAAUCAGAGGAAUACGUACGGCAGGACCCCCCUGCAGGUGAUGAAACUCGGUUACCCAGCCAUAGCGGUGGAGCUGCUGAGGGCUAACGCCAAUCCCAAUGAACAGGACAUAAGCUUGGGGGUCACCAUCGCCCAUGACGCUGCCCGCGAAGGCUUCCUGGAAACCCUGAUGGUUCUCACCGAGAACGGAGCUGACGUCAACCUGCAGGAUCACCGGGGGAACUUGCCGCUUCAUUUGGCAGCCAGAGAGGGCCACCUGGACAUCGUGAGACACUUGAUAGAUCUGACAAUUGACCCCCUCGUCAGAAACAAGGAGGGGCACACUGCGUCUGACCUUGCAGAGAUGCACGACAGGCACCUUGUGGCACAGUGGCUUGGGACCCGACUGCAACGGUAGAGGCAAAGCUGUGCCAUUUUUACCAGUGUGCACUGCUGGCAACAUCCUGUCCUCGUCCUCAUGUGGGUCACCUCAGUGACCCUGUUGGUUCUGCUUUCUCUUUGUUUGUCAGCACCGCCUGCCCCCACACUGAGAGCCACAAUGUGGGAAAUUUUCAGUAUUUUCAUCUUUUCACAAAGUCCACUUUGACUUUCGUUUUUAUGUGACAUGAAUGUUGGCGACUGUAGGUGGGAGCCGUAUUCCUAAUUUUAUAACAGCCCUCCCUCCAUGUCAUUGUGACACGUCACAUGGAGAGUGACGUGCGGGUCCAGUGUGGGGCUCGUUUAAAACAUUUAGUGCCACCGAAAGCCAGGCGUACCCAGAACAGUCCUUCUGCUCCUCAUGGCCGAUGACAAAUGCUAACAGAGCACCCCCUGCUGGUGGAGUGAUUCCAAUUUUCAAUUCAAUGUAAAUACCCAGAGUCCAGAAAUUAAUAUACUGUGCCUAAGAAAAAUAAAGGCAUUAAAUAAUGUAAAUAGGGAGACAUGCAAUAGA
Erpetoichthys calabaricus (reedfish) is the source of this 1767-nucleotide messenger RNA. It is a transcript of the gene cdkn2c, whose product is annotated as cyclin-dependent kinase inhibitor 2C (p18, inhibits CDK4). NCBI's taxonomy places the organism in Eukaryota, Metazoa, Chordata, Cladistia, Polypteriformes, Polypteridae. The coding region runs from base 742 to 1233 and encodes 163 amino acids. Gene Ontology annotation, molecular function: protein kinase binding; cyclin-dependent protein serine/threonine kinase inhibitor activity. Gene Ontology annotation, biological process: regulation of cyclin-dependent protein serine/threonine kinase activity; negative regulation of cell population proliferation. Gene Ontology annotation, cellular component: nucleus. The record is from RefSeq and is a predicted model, not a curated record. The transcript has 2 exons.